CUCAGCGUGUCACUCUGAGACGUUGGAGUCAGCUGAUAGACAGCAGCCAAUUACAGAGUGAGGACAGACUGAACUGCCUUGCAGUGUGGUGCCCUGAGAGUCGUCAAGGUUUUGGUUGUGGAGUAUCCGAGAGGGGAGCAAGGGCGGCUACGGUAGUACAAUGCCGAAUAAAACGAAAAAAGACAAGGAGUCUCCUAAAUCUGGCAAAGUGGGCAAGAGUGGAGGACAGGAGAAUUCAGAGCAUGAGCAGAGCUCAAACAGGAAGGCUAGCAAUAGUGUUCCUCCCACCACUCAGCUGCUAAAGGGGAAACAGCCAGGUUCCCAGACAGCUGUCAAAAAGGACAAGAGGCAGAGCUCCUCUCGCUUCAGCUUGAGCAACAACAGAGAGCUGCAGAAACUGCCUGCGUUCAAAGAUGUUCCCCCUGCAGAGCAGGAGAAGCUGUUCAUCCAGAAGUUGCGGCAAUGCUGCGUCCUCUUCGAUUUUGUGUCAGACCCACUGAGUGACCUGAAAUGGAAGGAGGUGAAACGGGCAGCGCUGAGCGAGAUGGUGGAGUACAUCACCCACAACAGGAACGUAAUCACCGAACCCAUCUACCCAGAGGUGGUUCACAUGUUUGCUGUGAAUAUGUUUCGAACGUUGCCGCCAUCAUCCAACCCCACAGGUGCCGAGUUUGACCCAGAGGAAGAUGAGCCUACGCUAGAGGCUGCAUGGCCGCAUCUACAGCUCGUCUAUGAAUUCUUCCUACGGUUCUUAGAGUCACCUGACUUUCAACCAAACAUAGCCAAAAAGUAUAUUGACCAGAGGUUUGUAAUGCAGCUCUUAGAUCUGUUUGACAGUGAAGACCCAAGAGAAAGAGAUUUUUUAAAGACCACUCUGCAUCGCAUCUAUGGCAAGUUCCUGGGCCUGCGAGCAUAUAUUAGGAAACAGAUUAAUAACAUAUUUUAUAGGUUCAUUUAUGAGACUGAGCAUCAUAACGGAAUAGCAGAAUUGCUGGAAAUAUUAGGCAGCAUAAUCAAUGGAUUUGCAUUACCAUUGAAAGAAGAGCACAAGAUAUUCCUGCUGAAAGUUCUGCUGCCUCUACACAAAGUCAAAUCACUUAGUGUAUAUCACCCACAGCUGGCCUACUGUGUGGUACAGUUCUUAGAGAAGGAUAGCACCCUCACAGAACCGACGGUGAUGGCUUUGUUAAAGUACUGGCCAAAGACCCACAGUCCAAAAGAGGUGAUGUUCCUCAAUGAACUGGAGGAGAUCCUGGACGUCAUUGAACCUUCAGAGUUUGUCAAAGUCAUGGAGCCCCUCUUCAGACAGCUGGCCAAGUGUGUGUCCAGCCCACACUUUCAGGUGGCAGAGCGAGCUCUGUACUACUGGAACAAUGAGUACAUCAUGAGCCUGAUCAGUGACAACGCCGCCAAGAUCCUGCCAAUCAUGUUCCCAGCCCUCUACCGCAACUCCAAGACUCACUGGAACAAGACCAUACACGGGUUGAUCUACAAUGCUCUGAAACUCUUCAUGGAGAUGAACCAGAAGCUGUUUGAUGACUGCACCCAACAGUUUAGGGCAGAGAAAAGCAAAGAGAAAGCUAAAUGGAAAGAGAGAGAAGAAGCGUGGCUGAAGAUUGAGAAUCUAGCAAAGUCAAACCCACAGUUUCUGAUGUACGUUGACUCAGUAGGCUCAGACAGUCCAAUGGACAUGGAGACAGACGGGCCACUGCUGGAUGAUGUCAACAUGCUAAAGAAAGCGGUGGAGGAGGAAGCAACACAGAUCCAAAAAGAUCAGCGACGAGAACGCCCAUUGAUGCGAAGGAAAUCAGAGCUCCCCAAGGACAUCUCCACUGUCACAGCCUUGGAGUUGCACCGGAGAGCCGAGGAAAUGUUAACGCCGCACGACGGCCACUAAGAGACCACCCCAGAACCACCAUAAACCAGCAGCAGCAGAAGCAUCCACAGAGGAACCACAGGCCCACAGAGGCCAGCACAACAACAGAACUCUGGUAUCUCAGACCAGACCAGCCCAGCACAACACAGAACUGAAAAGUCCCAGCUCCACCUGACACAGAAAAUGUCUAAAGCCGCACAUCUAAGCCCGGUUCAGCUUUCCGGACAAGCGGUGCUCAGUCCUUACUGAUACCUUCC
Molecule: messenger RNA, 2133 nt
Organism: Seriola dumerili (greater amberjack)
Lineage: Eukaryota; Metazoa; Chordata; Actinopteri; Carangiformes; Carangidae
Gene: ppp2r5cb
Product: serine/threonine-protein phosphatase 2A 56 kDa regulatory subunit gamma isoform-like
Exons: 16
Coding region: 161-1897 (578 amino acids)
Biological process (GO): protein dephosphorylation; signal transduction
Cellular component (GO): nucleus; protein phosphatase type 2A complex; cytosol
Molecular function (GO): protein phosphatase activator activity
Source: RefSeq, a predicted model, not a curated record